Molecule: messenger RNA, 1353 nt
Organism: Anthostomella pinea
Lineage: Eukaryota; Fungi; Ascomycota; Sordariomycetes; Xylariales; Xylariaceae
Source: the annotation of a GenBank genome assembly
AUGUUCAACUUUGGCGGCCCCUUCGGUGGCGGUGGUGGCGGUUUUGGCGGCGGUGGUGGUCAUAAUGGCUGUCGAGAACCAACCUGCCAAGCGGCUUGUCUAGGCUACAAAACUCCCACCGUGUACUCGCACUUCUGCGCGGCGCACGCGUGCACGCACGCGGACUGCGACCAGCCGCGCAAGGGCAGCGGCACAUCCUGCGACAAGCACACGUGCCACGCCGUGGGCUGCACCAUCGACGUGCCCGGCGCGGCAGACCCCAAGACGAACCCGCUGGACGACUACUGCCCGAACCACCGGCUGUGCCAGAAGGCGGGCUGCGAAAACCCGGUCUACAUCCACAACAUCCAAACCGGCAGCCGCAGCUCCAAGUUCUGCUUCAACCACUACUGCGACGUGCCAGGGGCCGCGGGCACGUGCGACAAGGAGCGCGUCGCCGGGCCCGACGCGAAGGGCUGCGAUGACCACACGUGCGCCUACUACCGCCAGAUCCAGGGCAGCUGCCACAAGCCCAAGACAGACGCGGCCGGUGUGUACUGCGCCGACCACGAGUGCAAGAACGCCUUGUGCCGCAAGGAGCGCAACGGCGCCACCGAAUGGUGCACAGAGCACCUAUGCCUGGCUGCCGUCACGCUGAAAGCGACGUGCACUAACGAGAGAGAGGGCACGCCCACGAACCGGCUGUACUGCAAGGACCACAGGGAGUGCGAAGAAGAGGGCUGCUCUGAGUUUGGCGCUUUCGUCGGCAACGUGCGUCAGACGAAGUGCGACGAGCACAUGAAACCAAGAUGCAAAUUCCCAAUCUGCACCACGGCCGCGCAGGCGCCCCCGGCCGAGUACUGCGCCAUGCACACGUGCCAGUUCGGGCUGGGCUGCCGCAACGCCAUCGUCAGCACCAGCGUCUUUUGCGUCGUGCACAAGUGCAGCGAGGCGGCGUGCACGAAGCCGAAGCUCGCGUCGCCCGACCCGGGCAUGGGCAUGACGGCCAUGCUGCUCGCGGCCAUGAGCCUGACCGGCAACAACGGGCAGCCCCCCGAUCCGAACUUUGCGAACCUGUUCAUGACCAUAAACGGCGGCAUGCCCGGCGGUGUUGGGGGCAUGUACUGCCGCACUCAUAAUUGUAGGGAGGACGACUGUAUGCAGAAAGUCGCGGCCGGUAAGACGGCGUAUUGUCUGCUGCAUAAGUGUCGUGAGAAGGAGUGUGGUAAUGCGAGGGCGGCCGAGGCGGAGUACUGUGCUGAGCAUGGGGAUGGGGGCGGAGGAGGUGGAUGGGGUGGAGGAGGUGGAUGGGGUGGUGGUGGUGGAGGAGGGGGAGGGGGACGGAAGAGCUAUUAUCGGCAGUUGAGGUGGUAG